Messenger RNA from Nerophis lumbriciformis (worm pipefish), 3916 nucleotides. RefSeq names its product CCR4-NOT transcription complex subunit 3-like. Lineage: Eukaryota; Metazoa; Chordata; Actinopteri; Syngnathiformes; Syngnathidae. The record is from RefSeq and is a predicted model, not a curated record. Gene Ontology annotation, cellular component: CCR4-NOT core complex; nucleus. Gene Ontology annotation, biological process: regulation of DNA-templated transcription.
UUCUGUCCAGCAGGGCAUGGAAGGAGGAGGUGUUCCUGGUAGCCAUCUUGGAUGUGCGGGCUGAUUGUUUGCGAGAAGAAUUGACAGUUUUGGGAGAAAUAGUCUUUUCACUUCACCGUCGAAGAUUAACCAGAGUGGGAAGACCGAGGGGAAAAUUGCACCCGGGACACAUACAGUGAAAGAAGGUAUGAAGACAUCAUCUUAGUCAUCAUCUUAGUCAUCAGUGGCUGGCAUGGCCGAUAAAAGGAAACUACAAGGUGAAAUAGAUCGAUGUCUGAAGAAAGUAGCGGAAGGAGUGGAGCAAUUUGAAGACAUUUGGCAGAAGCUUCACAAUGCAGCCAACGCCAACCAGAAGGAAAAGUAUGAAGCCGACCUCAAGAAGGAGAUUAAAAAGCUGCAGCGUCUUAGAGACCAGAUCAAGACGUGGGUGGCGUCCAACGAGAUCAAAGACAAACGGCAGCUGGUGGAGAACCGCAAACUCAUAGAAACUCAAAUGGAGCGUUUCAAGAUUGUGGAAAGAGAGACGAAGACCAAAGCGUACUCCAAAGAGGGUCUAGGUCUGGCACAGAAGGUGGACCCGGCCCAGCGGGAGAAGGAGGAGGUCGGCAUGUGGUUAACGAACACGAUAGACACGCUGAACAUGCAGGUGGACCAAUUUGAGAGCGAGGUGGAGUCUCUGUCUGUCCAGACGAAAAAAAAGAAAGGAGACAAGGAGAAGCAAGACCGUAUCGAGGAGUUGAAGAAGUUCAUUGAGAAGCAUCGGCACCAUAUUCGCAUGCUGGAGACCAUACUGAGGAUGCUGGACAACGACUCUGUGGAGGUGGAUGCCAUCAGGAAGAUCAAGGAUGACGUGGAGUACUAUCUAGACUCGUCACAGGAGCCAGACUUUGAGGAGAACGAGUUUCUGUACGACGAUCUUGACCUGGAGGACAUUCCACCGUCACUGGUCGCUACCUCCCCACCGGGAAAUUCUCAGUUGGAGGACGAGCUCUUUCAGCACUCCAGCAGCACGCCCACCUCCACCACCUCGUCCUCGCCCAUCCCCCCCUCGCCCGCCACUUGCACCACGGAGAACUCGGAAGACGACAAGAAGCGAGGGCGCUCAACAGACAGUGAAGUUGGUCAGUCUCCCGUGAAGAACGGCAACCCCUCUUCGUCGUCAUCCUCUUCAUCGUCGUCAUGCUCCUCUUCCUCUUCGUCAUCUGUCUCGGCACUGAUGUCUUCUUCGUUGGUCUCCAUGGCGGCGAUGGCUACUGGGGGAAGCGGUUCAGGGGGGCUCCUCUCCAACAUGUCGGCCGGCAGCUACAGCAACGCCACCCAGCAGCUGUCCCAGGCUGCGCAUCAGCAACAGUCCAAAACUUGUGUUAGCUCCUCUUCCUUAGUGCCCGCUACCAAUCCUGGCAGCUCAAUCAAUAGCUACCCUGCCCCCUCUGCCUUGUCUCCUCCCAACAACAGCACACUGGGGUUCUUCACAUCCAACUCUCAGCUUCCGGUACCUUCGCGGCCCACACCCACUUCUAACAGCCUCGGACUGGGCCUGGGUAUGUCACUAGGGAAAGGCAGCAUGUCCGGUUCUACCAGCCCGAUGUCUGCGGGUCUCGGCCUGUCAGGGAUGCCGGCGUCCCUAAGCAGUAUGGCUAGCCUACUGUCCAACUCCACCCCGGCACCCUACGCUCAGGCAGCCGUAUCGGGCGCAGUGGGCUCCAACCUACUCAGCUCUUUGGGCGGCAUCAGCACACCAAGCACCAGCGGAUUAGAGAGUUCUGUUGGCGCCGGAAGCAUGACAGUCGGCGGGCCGACAUCCUCCACAAGUGGUCUACUGGGUUCGAUGUCAAGCUCAGGGAUUCUGGGUUUGGUUACCAGCCAUUCAGCGGUUCAAGGGUCCGCGUUGGCAGCACAGAACACGGCAAGUUUAACACCAGUAGGCGGCGUGGGUGUGAUCGGGAGUAACGGGGGCAGCGCCGGACUCUCUGUCAGACCGCCCAGCAGACAGAAGCAGAACGGAUCCAGCAGUUACAGUGCUGUGGUAGCAGACAGUGCAACGGACUCCUCACCCGUCAGUGCCAGCCAAUCACAAAGCUGCCAAUCUCUUUCUUUGACCUCAACAGCAAACCAGCUGAAGGACACUGGCCCCUGUUUACUGGGCUCCUUGACGUUGUCUUCCAGCUCGCUGUCUCCGGCUUCCUACAGCGAGGCCAAGAUGGUGACCAGCCUUGGCGGUCUGCUCAACGGACCGCUGUCCUACUCGACAUCCUCUGACAGCAUCAAGCCCCAGGAGCCUCUCAGCAGUCUGAAGUCCAUGGCCGAGCGAGCAGCCCUCAGCUCAGGGAUGGACGGAGACAUGCCCCCUCUGCACCUUGCCUCGGAUAUUUUUCCCAGCACGACAGCAUCUUCGGGCCCCCCCUCUGCCUCACAGUCCUCCCUGUCGGAGGUCAACAUCCCGCCCUCGCUGGGCGUGUGCCCUCUGGGGCCGGCGCCCCUGUCCAAAGAGCAUCUCUACCAGCAAGCCAUGGAGGAGGCCGUGUGGACGCACAUGCCCCACCCGUCUGACUCGGAGAGGAUCAGGCAGUACCUCAUGAGGAACCCCUGCCCCACCCUGCCUUUCCACCACCAGAUGCCGCCACCCCACUCGGACACCGUGGAGUUCUACCAGAGGCUUUCCACGGAAACGCUCUUCUUUAUUUUCUACUACCUGGAGGGCACCAAGGCUCAGUACUUGGCGGCCAAAGCCCUAAAGAAGCAGUCAUGGAGGUUCCACACCAAAUACAUGAUGUGGUUCCAGAGGCACGAAGAGCCCAAAACCAUCACGGACGAGUUUGAACAGGGAACCUACAUCUACUUUGACUAUGAGAAGUGGGGCCAGCGCAAGAAGGAAGGCUUCACCUUUGAGUACCGCUACCUGGAGGACCGUGACCUCCAGUGACGGCUCGCUGGUGACGAGGAAGGAGCAGACGAGCAGGUUCUACAUUGUCCUCUUGACAUUCAUGGAUUGGCCAAGGAGGAUGCUCUGAGCCUGUCUUUGUUGGCACCCCUAUCACACUUUGUCACGUCACACAAUCCCUCAAGUUUAGAAGCCCAAUUCUGCUUUUGACCCAGAACACCAAAGAUGAUUGGCUGUCAAAAGAACACAGGCUCCGCCCCCUCCUGUUUUUAAACUAGCUUCAGCACCAGUGCAGGACAAUGGUUUGACUUCCUGUUCUGGUUCUGCUUCAACAAGGGCUCGUCUUGCCACCAGGCAGCAUGCACCUACCAGGACUGUGUCCUGUUACGGUCGCCGCGGAGACGCCACAAUAUUUUUUUGUGGCCUGCCAACAUCUGAAUGUUUUUUGAGCUACUGUACUUGAGAAGAAUGUACGUCCUCGUGGCCAUGAAGACACUUUAACGGACGUUCUUGUUGAAAUGUGCACUUGUGUCCUUUCGUGUUCUCGCCGGGUGCAAACAAACAAGCGUGACGCCGCUUGGCUUUUCACCGCCUGCCGUCCUCUCUGACGCCACCUCGAAGUUUCCUUCACGUCUCAGGAAGUGUUUGAUGGUUCUUUGUAGAAACCUCCAGCGUGGCCCUUUUCAUUUCACUAAAGGCUUUUUUAAAACCACAACUUUAAUCCUCCAAUGUUUGGAGCAGCAGCUGGACGAGAGACCAUCUUUAUAUUUUAUAUUUUCUAUUUUGUUAGAGUGUAUAUUUUUUUGGUUUUAACCUCGCAGCAAACAGAGGAAGCGUCUUCUUUUAAGGAACGCCUGACUGACUUUUUAACCUUUUGUUGACGUUUGUGACGCGGCAGGAAAAAGAGGUCAGCGUCAGCCUCUUCUCCUGCCUUCCUUUCUUUUUGUUGCCGGGACAGCACGGAAAAAAUAAAUCAUGACACAGCCACCAAUAAAGGAUUGUAAAAUAUGAAUAAAAUAACUACUUUUCACAAAA